AGGAGGGAUGUUAGUAACCAGUUGUAAGGUAUAGGACUUCAGUUCCACACUAGAAACAUGAGAUUCUAGUUGGGGUUUUCUCCAACUAGAAAGGCUAUCUUUUGUGGUAUGGUUCGUCCAAGGUUCUGACUUCUGGUCAAGAUUGAACUGAAAAUUCUGAGCAAAUUUAGGUGGACGGGUUGAUGUGAAUAGGUCUUAGUCCACAUUUGGAAGAAUUUAUUUGCGUUUAUAAUAUAACAUAAACAUUUAUCUUGUUUGGGUAAACAUAUAAAAAUAGUUUAUGACAUACCUAUAAGUCAUCUUAAGCUUAUUUCCAUAACCUGCUCAAAUUAGUGUAUGACCUACCUGCUCAUUUUUAGUUUAUUUUAAGCUUCUCAUUAGCAUUUAAUUAUGUUGUUUACCCGAAUACACUCUUAUUUUGAGAUUUUUUGAGAAAUCAUUUCCACUUCUCAUUGUUGGAGCCGGCAGUAUUAAUCCUUUAUUUUUGUGAUGAUGAGGGAUUGUUGGAAUUGAAAAUGGUUAGAUUCUGCUGGAUUUGACUCUAGUGCAAACUUUGCACUAUGCUGACCAACUUCUUACCAAUCAAAUGGUCACAAUAGAAUCAGUGUACUUUUCUACAAGCAUUUAAUUCCACAGCAUAAAGCAAGACUUUUACUGCAAUCCACAAAAGAAAAGGACAAAAAUAAGGAAACCACUCUGGCACCCUUCUCCAAAGGAGAGUUAUAUAAAGUUCAAAUGGGAUAUAAUGUGGCACUUUGACUUAUGAAAAGUAAUAUUAAGAUGGAGCUUGAAUUAGAAAAGUAGUUUAAUAAAAUUAUGCUUAAAUUGACACAAUACAACAGAAGUCCUCAAAGCAACAUAGGUCUGUUACAGCAAAAUACACAUUCAGGCAUUCAGCACUCCCUGCUGAAAUAAUUUCAGUAGUAAAAAACAAAACAAAAUGAAGCUCCAAGUGAAACUAGUAAACCGAAAGUCAUCAAAUGCGUAGAACAUUUGACACAGGGUUGUUCUAGCUUAAGCUAUAGUUAUAUACAAAAUACACUCUGCAGUCUGCAGUCUGCAGUCUGCAUGAUGCCAUAAGCAUUAUUGCAUUAGAUUAAUUUGUUUCCAUCAUUCACGCAUGAAAUUUUGGACACUUUCCAUGUACAGGUUGGGUUGGUUUGUGACAGUAAAAAAAGAGAGUUCAUUGAACUUUAAGUGUAUUAAAAAGCUUAAUGGUAUGUAUUUUCAGUUAAUUUGUCUCCUGUGAUAUGUUGUUUCUCUGCUGGAUACUAUCAGAUUGCAUGAUUUGAUUUCGAGAACUGUUGAUGCACAUGAAAGGGUAAUGAAUCUCUUGUUGGACUAUUUUCAUAUAUGGGUCUCUAUCACGAUGGACCAAGGAGACCCACUACACAUAGUUGGAUUUGGGACUGAUGAGACAACUCUUAUAUCCGUCCUAGCACAUAGAAAUGAAGCUCAAAGGAAGCUUGUGAGGCUUGCUUAUGAAGAAAUUUACCAUCAGGAUCUUAUCCAACAACUCAAAUCUGAACUUUCAGGAAACUUUGAGAGAGCUAUUUGCUAUUGGACAAUGGAUUCAGCUGAAAGAGAUGCUGCACUUAUUAAUGAAGAAUUAAAGAAGGCAACACCAGAUUACAAAGUAAUAAUUGAGAUUGCUUGCACAAGAACUUCAGAGGAGCUUCUGGCUGUGAAGCGUUCAUACCAGCUUUUAUACAAGCAUUGCCUUGAAGAAGAUGUGACCUCUCAAACAAUUGGUGAUAUUCGGAAAUUGUUGGUUGCAGUUAUAAGCACCUACAGGUAUGAGGGAGAUGAAUUUGAUGAGAAUGUGGCCAAUUCAGAAGCAAACAUGCUUCAUCAAUUGAUUGAAAAGAAGGCUUUUAACGAUGAUGAAAUCAUUAGAAUCUUUAGCACAAGAAGCAAGAAGCAGCUCUGUGUGACUUUCAAUACAUUAAAAAACAUACAUGGGACAACAAUUAUCAAGGGAUUAUCAGCGACUCCAAUUGAUGAAUACCUCGGAGCAUUGCGUACCACCAUUCGUUGCAUUAAGAACCCCCAGAGAUACUUUGCCAAGGUGUUAGGGAACGCCUUGGAUGAUUUGGCAACUGAAGACGAUGUUUUGAGCCGUGUUAUCAUCACACGUGCAGAGAAGGAUUUAAAGGAAGUCAAGGAUCUUUAUGCAAGGAGAUACAAUGUCACCCUUGAUGAAUUGGUGGCUAGGAAGACAUGGGGAAAUUACAAAACAUUCAUUCUAGAAUUGUUAGGAAACAACUGAGUUUGAGUGUCUGACUUUAGCAGGAUUCUUUAAGAAAUAAUGUUAUAUGAAGUUAUGACCCAAUAAACUCAUUGGCAUUUGCCAACACAAUAAUGUAGCUUAUCCACAUAUAGCAAGGAUUUUCAAGUUUUUGGCAUUUCAUCAAAAUACUUUCAUAUAUGUAUAUCUC
Lotus japonicus is the source of this 2438-nucleotide messenger RNA. Its product is annotated as annexin D8-like. The transcript is spliced from 6 exons. The coding region runs from base 1325 to 2269 and encodes 314 amino acids. Gene Ontology annotation, cellular component: cytoplasm. Gene Ontology annotation, molecular function: calcium-dependent phospholipid binding; calcium ion binding. The record is from RefSeq and is a predicted model, not a curated record. Lineage: Eukaryota; Viridiplantae; Streptophyta; Magnoliopsida; Fabales; Fabaceae.